Toxotes jaculatrix (banded archerfish) is the source of this 6276-nucleotide messenger RNA. RefSeq names its product kinetochore scaffold 1 (gene knl1). The record is from RefSeq and is a predicted model, not a curated record. Gene Ontology annotation, cellular component: nucleus. The transcript is spliced from 32 exons. Gene Ontology annotation, biological process: cell division; attachment of spindle microtubules to kinetochore; protein localization to kinetochore. NCBI's taxonomy places the organism in Eukaryota, Metazoa, Chordata, Actinopteri, Toxotidae. The coding region runs from base 137 to 5869 and encodes 1910 amino acids.
GUUAACUCCAGAUUGGCACACUGACCAAGCUAAAAUAAGCGACAUGAAAGGAGUUUUAAGUUAGUUAACAAGUAAUAACACAACCAUAUUCGUUGUAAAACUCGAGGAAUUAGCUCGUGACAACUACAAGGUGAAGAUGGAGCCCCAGGAACCUGUAAAGAACGAUGAAAGCAGUGGAUUCUCGAAGCGGCGUAUUUCUUCGAUUUUAAAAGCACCACGGAAGUCAGCCAGAUUCCCUGACCCGGAGCAACAGGAAAAUGUGGUGGAAUGUGCCAAACCUGUGGAAAAAAGAAAUUCAAGAAGAGUCAGUUUUGCCCCUGCGAACGAUGUUCUUCUAUUCUCAAAGGACGUGAAAAAUGCCUCUCCUGCCCGAAGUCCUUUACAAGAGUUAAUGACAGCAACAGCAGCAACCACACAAAACAGGGUCCAAGUGGCAGGUACUGAAGAUAGGAUUCAACAGAUCAUGGGAAUGGAAACCCUUUUGAAUGCUCCUCUACAUGGUUCUCAACAACAGGAUAAGGUCUACUUUGAUACUGGGGAGAACUUUGGGGAGAGGACUUUGAUGUUUUCUACAGAUGAUGCGUUCAUGGACAUGACCCACAGUCACACUAUAAAUAUUGUCAAUGAUGCAGAAAUGCUUGAAGAUAUUUCCCUCCAAAACUAUCACGUUUUACCCACCGGCGGAGAGAAAACAGUGAUGUUCACUGCAGAUGAUGGAUCCAUGGAUAUGACCCUAAGUCACACUGUAAACAUGACAAAUGGAUCAGCAUCACUGCCCAGUGGCAGAAACAUGGAUUUAAGCACAGAGAAGAGAAACAUAUCUUCAACAGUACCUAGUUUGGAUCCAGGAUUUGAAAACUUCCUCGCAAGUCUCUCUAAACCGAGUGGUUCCUCCUCUUUAGCCACUGUUGAGAAAACCAGCUGCCUUGCUCAUGUUAAAACACAACAGACUGAUGUGAACAAGGAGAAUCAGGUUCCAACUUCAGUUUCGGCUAAGAUGGAGAAGUCACUUAAUACAUCCAGGAAGACUGGGGAAUCAUCUUAUGGAAGUGUACUCCAUCCAGAGCCCAGUACGAAUAUGACCGAAGCUCAAACAGGCCGCACUGUGGGAUUCACUGAUGAAAAUGAUCCCUUUCAGUGUCUUUUUCCCACACAAGACAUGUAUGCCCACUCUGACAAAAGAGUAUCACAAACGGUGGAGACAAUGAAGACCAAAAAGCAGCAGAGCAGUAAAACCCUGGGACAUUCUGACCCCAAAGAUAUGGCACCCUUGAAGAAUACUUCUUUACAUGCUUCUCAUCCAAGGCACCAGGUCAACUUUGAUGCAAGAGACAACUGCAGAGAGAAAACAAUAAUGUUUACUGCAGAUGACGAGUGUAUGGAGAUGACUCAGAGUCACACUGUUAACAUUGCUCACGGUCCAUUAGCUUCUCAGCAAACGUCAGCAGAUCAGUUGGAUCCAGGAUUUAAGAACUUCCUUGCAAGUCUCUCUAAACCAAGUGGUCUCAGUGUUAAUCCUGUGACUGAAAGAAUGAUUCCCGCUACUGCAGCAUCCUCUAAAGAAACUGUCAACGUGAACAGCUCCCUGGCCCAGCUUAAAACACCAAGGGCUGAUGUAGGUAAAGAUAAGUGGCCGCUAAGAACAAGCCAGAGCUUUGGAGAAGAUACAGUCUGUCCUGAAAAUGACGUGAGCAUGGAUAUGACUGAAGCUCAAACAGGCCGCAUUGUAGGAAUCACUGGUUCAGAUGAUCCCUUUCAGUUUCUUUGUCCCACACAAGACAUGUACCCCCAGAGUGAGAGUCUGAAGAAAGCAGAGAUGACUUCAGGACAAAAGGACAGUGAAGCACUGGGAUCAUGCAACCGUACAGGUAUGGAAUCCUCACUGAAGACAUCUUUAAAGACAAAGGGGCAAAGACAUCAGUUUGACACUGAAGAUGACUACAGAGAGAAAACAGUGCGGUUCUCUGCAGAUGAUGCCUGUAUGGAUAUGACACAAAGUCACACUGUCAACAUUGCCACUGAUUUCAAACUGCAGUCGCGACAAAGUUUGGGCCUUUUACCUUCUUGCGGAGAGAAAACAGUGAGGUUCAAUGCAAAUGAUGCAGAUAUGGAUAUGACCCAGUGCCUCACUGUAAACGUAGCCAGUAACUUGGCAUCAGGUUCAGUUCUUCCUGUGAAGAAACAAGAGAAUCAGAAAUCUGGUCCACCGAGCGAUAGAUCCUCAUCAGCACACGGUUUGGAUCAAGAAUUUAACAACUUCUUUACAAGUCUCUCAAAACCAAGUGACCCCACCGUUGAUCCUCUGAUUGCAAGAAUGCCACUGACAGCUGCACCAUCCUCUAACAUUAGAGACUCGUCUAAUGAGGGUACAGUCUGUCCCGAAGAUGAUGUGAGCAUGGAUAUGACUGAGGCUCAAACAGGCCGGAUUUUAGGAGUCACAGAUACACGUGAUCCUCUUCAGUGUCUUUUGCCGACACAAGGUGGUAAUUUGAAGAACACAGAGAUGACUACACAACUGCAGAGCAGUGUACCUGCACCAUCUAAAUGUAAAGGUAUGGAAAACUCACUGAAGACUUCUUUAAAGACAAAGAUGCAGAGAAACCAGGUCAAGUUUGACGCUGAAGACGACUGCAGAGAGAAAACUGUAAGGUUCUCUGCAGAUGAUGCAGCCAUGGAAGUGACACGAAGUCACACGGUUAACAUUGCCACGCAUUUCGAACCACAGUCGCUCCCAAAUUUGGACUCUUUUCCUGCAUGUGGUGAGAAGACAGUGAGGUUCACUGCGAAUGAUGCCGCUAUGGACGUGACACGAAGUCACACGGUAAACAUUGCCACUCAUUUCGAACCACAGUCGCUCCCAAAUUUGGACUCUUUACCUGUAUGUGGUGAGAAGACAGUGCGGUUUGAUGCCAAUGAUGCAGGUAUGGAUAUGACCCACUGCCUCACUGUAAAUAUUGCCAGCAAUUCAGUAUCAGAUUCAGUUCUUCCGCACCAAGAAUCAAACAUUUUAUCCACCCACGGAAACAUGGAUUUACCUUUAACUGUGAAGAAGAGAGAGAGAAACAGAUCCGCGUCAGCUCACGGUCUGUAUCCAGGAUCUAAAAACUCCCUCUCUAAGGCGAGUGUCCCCUGGGCUAAUCCUGUGAUGACCAAAGCAGUUACCCCUGCUGCGCCAUGCCCUCUAGAAGGUGUCAGUACAGAUGGCUACCUUGACCAGCUUCAAACACAUAGGACUGAUGUGGGUACUGAAAGUGCAGCUCCAGGUUUUGAUCCAGCUACAGACUGUCCAGAAGACAGCGUGAACAUGGAUAUGACUGAAGCGCAAACAGGCCGCAUUUUGGGACAAACAUGCGCAGAUGAACUCCCUCAAUGUCUGUCUUCAACACAAGACUCAUACCCCUAUUCUGACCGUUUGAAGCAAACAGAGGCAACUACGCAGCAUAGGAAUGAAGAACUGGGAUCAUACAAACCUGAUGAUGUGGAAAGCAAAAUCAGCCCAGAUUCAUUUGGCUCAAAUAACAUAGAGACCAGUAAAGAACCUGAACUAAGAAAUGAAACUUCUUCAUCACAGAAAAUGGAAAGUUCACCCAGUGCUGUCGACCAGGAUGCUGAUACGUUACGGUCACGGAAGUCUAGACGAAAGAGUUUAGCAGAUCUUCAGUCAAAAGUCAGGCGUUUGAGCCACAUGAUAAAUAUAGCUCCAGAUACCGUCGCCAUGGAAAGCUGCACAACACCUUUGCCUCAGCUGGAGCACGACUUGGACAAAAACUCAAAGGACAAAACCAUAUCCCUGCCAGUGGAGCAGCCUGAGCUCGAAAUGGGUUUAGUAAACUCUCAAAAUGAUACACAAGCUCAGUGUCUUACACAAGGAGAAGAAACCUCAACGACUACUACUCCUUUCAACUUGAAGACCAAACAACUUAUGUCAAGACUCUCCAUGGGAGGCUUUAAGGCGAAACUACCCCAAAGAAGCAAACCCAAUGAGCCGAAGAAGGUCAGUUCUGUGGGAGAGCAUACAGGGACAAUAAACAUCAACGUUACUAAUAAUCUGGGCAAAUUUGACAAUGAUGUGAGUGAUAUUUACGAUGAAGAGCUUGGAAGCUAUGAAGAUAUGUCAGAAACGCUGGACACAAGGAGUCCCCAGAAGAUCACAGAAAAAGUGAGUCAUUCCCAGGAGUUCCAUAUCGAUGAGCCUUUAGAGGAAGGCGUAUUUGAAGAGGACCUCAUUAGUGCCGUCAAUGGGAAAAAGAGAUCUCUGCCAGAAGAUGAAAAUUAUAUGGAGGAUGAGAAGAGAAUGAAACCAUCCACUGAGGAGGCCACUGGUGAUGCUGAAAUGGAAUUACGGUCUUGUUUUGUGGAAUGUGAUGGUAACAUUACUACAGCUCCAAACAUGACUGCACACAUUACUGACUGCUCCAGUAGUAGUCACACAGCCAGCAUCAGAUGUGAAGCUACAUUUGAGUCAACAGCCUUUAAACAAAGCCUGUUUGAAUCUCAGCUUGAAGACUAUGCAAGUGAUGUACAAAAGAAAUUGGAAGAUGGCACCAUCACAGUGUUAGAGUUCUUUAAACUCUUCAACAUAGACUUUGUCAUCCAUAAUCCUCGGCAAAGUGUCCUUCCUGGCAGACUUGUGUCAGACACAGAUCGCACAGCAAUGGAUUUAUUGAAAGACAGACACAUCAGCCGACCUAAACAGAUGGUGUACGAGACAGACGUCCUGAACCUCACAGAAAAGGUGGAGGGGUUGAAGGUGCGAAUGCGAGACCUGGACAAACCUCUGAAGACUGUUAACAGACCUUUGUGGGAAGAGGUGAAAAAUUCUUCAGAGAAAGAGCUCAAAUCUUUUGGUAUAAAACUCAAAGAGAGAAAUAACUUCUUCAGAAAGAUGAGCAAAUCUCAGUCACAUGAAAUGAAAGAGGUCCUGUACUCGCAUCUUGUGCAGACUAAUCUGGAGGAGCAACAGAAGUUGAGAGGAAGGAUUGGGGAAGCAGAUGAAAUGAUAAAAAGUCUGGAUGACUGCAUCUGUGAAUUAGAAGCAGAACUUGCUGCAGUUGAAGAAAAAGGCUUCAAAGACAAGCCAGGUCUAAAAUCACGCCAAGAAGAAAUGAAGAAAGUCACUGAAGCUUUGGCUGAAAAUGAAAGACAAAUGUCUGAACUGGAGUUGCAGAAGACGCAGAAUUCAAACAAAAUCAACAGGCUCAAAAAUGAGACGAGGAACCUCGAGAGUCAUGUCUCCAUGCUGCAAAUGUUGAAUGAAUGGAAGUUUGGAGAGAAAAAGGACAACUGCACAAUCUACACUUUUCUCCACGAGACCAUGCAUCUGCAUGUGGUGUAUGAAAAAUCCAAAGGAACUGAUGCUGAUGAUCAGUGUGAGAGAAAAAUAUCUCACAUCACCUUCAAACUUCAACUUGAUGAUGAGAAGUCUCAGUGCCAUGCCCGCCUUGUUCACAAACUGCUCUCUCAGUACAUUGAGAGUGAAACAUCCUGGGUGGAGAAGUACCCAACGAGUAGACACGUGGCGAAGCUGCUCCAUGACAUUGGCCUGGUGGUGAGUCGCUGUCGUCUGCUGGGAGAGGAGCUGCGUCUGCUGAAAAUGUGGGGAGGUCUAAGGCUCGAUAUCCUGGACAUCAGCUGUGUGGACGCUCAAGUGCACAUUGUCUUCAGCAGUCUCAAGAAAUUUUCCAAGUUUGAGGUGGUCUUCUCCGUCAGUUUGAUCAACCAGCUCUGUGUCCUACAAGUAGAGAACUUUAAGAACACGAUCGGAAGCACAGAGAUCCAGCAAAUUGAAAAGAUUGUGGCAUCGUUCAGUCCAUCCAAGAACCUCUUGACAAAGAUUGUCAAAAAGAUUCAUGAUAAUCUGCUCUGUUGAAACCAGGAAUAUGUUCUGUAUCAAGUUUUGAUUCCAGUUGUUUGUCAAGAAAAUACAACAGGUACAGAAUAGAUAUUGAAAAUGAAAGAUAAUGUUCAGCAUCUGGAGCCACAUCCAGAUGAUGAACAUGGACUGACUUUACAGUACUUUGAUGUGCACGGAGAGGGAAUCUGAUAAUAUAUCAGAUAAACCCUGUAUUUGAGACAUGCUUCAAUUGAAGAUUGUACAUCUGCCACGUUACUGGAACUGUGCGCAGCACUGAACAUAUGUAAAUAUAUUUCAUAUAUUUUGCUCAUUGUAAAUCAGUUUCUUUAAUCUCUUUCAAAUUUUGAAGAUAAGUUUUGUAUUCUAGUCAUUAAAAAGCAAAAAAUGUUAAAAAAAAAAAAAAAAAAAACCUUUACUCAUGA